Messenger RNA from Psammomys obesus (fat sand rat), 3129 nucleotides. It is a transcript of the gene Calu, whose product is annotated as calumenin. Gene Ontology annotation, molecular function: calcium ion binding. The transcript is spliced from 7 exons. Gene Ontology annotation, cellular component: endoplasmic reticulum. The record is from RefSeq and is a predicted model, not a curated record. NCBI's taxonomy places the organism in Eukaryota, Metazoa, Chordata, Mammalia, Rodentia, Muridae. Bases 82 to 1029 code for a protein of 315 amino acids.
GGAGCUUCGAGCGCGAGCUGAGCCCCUGGGUGAGCCCGGCCUCGGCGUCUCGCGGCGUGGAGCUCCCGUGGAAAGGUUAUCAUGGACCUGCGGCAGUUUCUUAUGUGCCUGUCCCUGUGCACAGCCUUUGCUCUGAGCAAGCCUACAGAAAAGAAGGACCGAGUUCACCAUGAGCCUCAGCUCAGCGACAAAGUCCAUGAUGAUGCUCAAAAUUUUGACUAUGACCAUGACGCCUUCUUGGGCGCGGAAGAGGCAAAGACUUUUGAUCAGCUGACCCCGGAAGAGAGCAAGGAGAGGCUCGGAAAGAUUGUAAGUAAAAUAGAUGGCGACAAGGAUGGGUUUGUCACUGUGGAUGAGCUCAAAGGCUGGAUUAAGUUUGCACAAAAGCGCUGGAUUCACGAGGAUGUAGAGCGGCAGUGGAAGGGGCACGACCUCAAUGAGGAUGGCCUCGUUUCCUGGGAGGAGUAUAAAAAUGCCACCUACGGCUACGUUUUAGAUGAUCCUGACCCUGAUGACGGAUUUAAUUACAAACAGAUGAUGGUUAGAGAUGAGCGGAGGUUUAAGAUGGCAGACCAGGAUGGAGACCUCAUUGCCACAAAGGAGGAGUUUACAGCCUUCCUGCACCCGGAGGAGUAUGACUACAUGAAAGACAUAGUUGUGCAGGAAACCAUGGAGGAUAUAGACAAGAAUGGUGAUGGCUUCAUUGAUCUAGAAGAAUAUAUUGGUGAUAUGUACAGCCAUGAUGGAAAUGCUGAUGAGCCAGAGUGGGUGAAGACAGAGCGAGAGCAGUUUGUUGAGUUUCGAGAUAAGAACCGCGAUGGGAAGAUGGACAAGGAGGAGACCAAGGACUGGAUCCUCCCUUCCGACUAUGACCACGCAGAGGCAGAAGCCAGGCAUCUGGUCUAUGAGUCAGACCAGAACAAGGAUGGCAAGCUCACCAAGGAGGAGAUUGUCGACAAGUAUGAUUUAUUUGUGGGCAGCCAGGCCACAGAUUUCGGGGAGGCCCUAGUACGGCACGAUGAGUUCUGAGCUGCAGACAGAGGGGCCUGCCUUUCUUCCAAAUAAUUUAUUUUUACAGCUCUGGUUCACAGAAAUUGUUUGCGCUACUAAGACUGUUAUCACAAACUUUUUAAGACGUGAAAAGGCGUAUUGAGAUAAUGAAAAUCACCCCGUCCCCAUUCCUGUCCCCUCUGAGGACCGGAGGGACCCGCGCCUCUAAAGAACACCUGAGUAGGACGCCCGUGUGUGUAGGUUACACUUUGUCUGGUGCAUAACAUGGUGUGCUUAGUUUAUAUUGCUCUCUAGUUGGGAGUGUAAUAUGAAGGAUAAAGAUCCUCCGCCCACACCUGUAGGCAGACAUCAGCCUUGACUCUUUCUCAACCCCUUACCACAUAUUUUUAUAAUUCUCACUUAACUAAUUUUUUUAAAAGCCUGAGGUAAUAAAUGUUCAGAAGAGGAAAGAAAGGAAAAUCAUGAACUCCAUGAUUUAUGUUUAGAGAUAGUGCUUUUUCUUAUCUGAUGUAGCUGUUCGGCUGCCACAGGCCCAGCCCCCGCGCCUGCCAUCAACCAGGCAAAGGGUGGACCCUGUGCUGUAACGAGGCCUGACGCAGCCUGACUUCCCCCUUCCCCCUUUAGGACUGGCAGUUUGCUAAUUCUGUCAAGCACAGCUGCGGUGGGAGAAUUAGGGCCACUGUGCUAAAGUCAGUCAAGAUGCAUGUGACUUCUUCUGAGGGCCAUUUCCAGCUCUUCGCAGAGCUUUUCCAUCUAGAAACAGCUGGGAAUCGAAAGGAAAAACUGUGUGCAGGGCACGCAUUUUACUCCUAUUGUGCGCCUUUUGAAGUCACUGUAGUCCCGGCCACGCCUUCCGAAGAAUUAAUCUUGGCUUUUACUGCUGUUAAAAUUGACUUUUUCCAGUCAUGCCAUUGAAAGUGCCUUGAACAGGAAAAUUGACCACUGAAUGGAGAUUCGAUUAUGAAACCAUAAGGUCAAUGAUUUGGGCACCUCACAUGGAAGCAUUUACCCUGAUCCAGGGGGAUUCCUCCCUUCCUUUUCUCUGGUGGACAGCAGAUACAUCGCAGUGUUAGUUACAAGCUUGGUCGCAGUGUUCUUACCCUGUGGGCUGGUUUCUAAAAGCCUCCUUGCUGCUGAUUGACCAGGGAUCCUCAUACCUCAGAAUGCAGACCACUCUUCACCAGGCCUCUGUUUACCAGAGCUUGAGCUGUGACUCAAGGACAGAAGGACCUACAGGGGCGCUUUGGUUUGAGGACCACUGCUCACCCUUCCUGUCUUUAACCCAUUUUAUCAUCUAUCCCCUUUUCUCUCUGACAUAAAAGGUGGGUAGGAGGGUCAUGGGUCAUCAGGUUGCCAUCCUUAUAAAAAAAAAAAAAUAAUAAUCUGUUGCUAGCUCCAUUUACCCACAUUUUAGACUCUUGCUGAUGGGCCUCCUAAGAAUUAUUAUACUCCAAGUCUUUAACCCUCAGGUUACUAAGAUAAAUAUAUGUCUGUAUAAUCUGUAUUAUUUCCUGUAUCUCUGAAUAAUACAUUCAGGCGGUGCUGGGUGAUGGUCACAUCUGAACCUGGACCUACCCUCUGGUCUUCCACAGUCCCGCUGAGUGGGCUGCUUGGUGUGGUGAAGAGCCCGGUGUGGGGUAGUUUUCACCCAGCCGUUUUAACCCCAGUGAAGGAGCAGUGACCAUCCUCUGCCUUCCAGAGCCUCGACUCUGUUGCUAAGGAGACCAGAGGUGUUACUGCCACCAACCCUGGCUGAGGACGGCUGCGCCAUACCCUGUGUGGCAAGAGGGCCUUCCAGCCAGCUCAUCAGGUGCACAGAGCCUGACUGGCAGAAAGUCACACACUCAAGCAGCAGGCCAAGGGUGCUAGGAUGGCAUAUUCUGGACAGGCUCUCAUCUCCACGAGCCCCACACAGUGUUGGGGUUUGGGUUUCUGGUUUAAAUCGAGUCUGAGGCAGUGAGCAAUGGCUGCACGUCCAUAGGGUAUGCUCUGUGAAUGUUAAGCUCUCUUGAAUUUGAGUAUUGGUUCUUUCUUUAUAGAGUGUAAACCAAGUUUCAUAUUCUGUAAUGCAAACAGGUGCCUAUCUGUUUCUGAAUAAAACUGUUUACAUUCAUCAGA